Durusdinium trenchii is the source of this 689-nucleotide messenger RNA. NCBI's taxonomy places the organism in Eukaryota, Dinophyceae, Suessiales, Symbiodiniaceae. The record is from the annotation of a GenBank genome assembly.
GCAUUCUGCACCUUUGCGGUCCUGAAUGUCAUGACAGGAGUUUUCUGUCACUCGGCAAUCCGGUCUGGUGAGCAAGAUCACUUGAAUCGGCUUGACAAUCGACAAGAGUUUCGAGAAAUUCUGCAAACAAUCUUUGAACGGAUGGAUAGCUCGGGUGAUGGACUGCUGACAUUGUCGGAGUUUGAGAGUAUCUUUGAGAGUGAAGCGAUGCAGGCCUUCUUGGACACUGCUGAGAUCAACGCCUCGGAUGCUUGGACUCUCUUUAUCUCCUUAGAUGUGGAUGGAGAUCAUGUGGUGGACGCUGAGGAGUUCACGAAGAGGUGCUUGACCCUGCGCGGACCUGCCCGGUCCAUGGAUAUUUUUGCUUUGACACGUCACAACAUGAAGAUCCGAGAGCAGCUCAAGGCGCUGGACCAGAAGAUCCAUCGGCUGAGUAGCUUGACUCCAGGGGAUGAUGCAGACUUUGAAAUCUAGAUGCGGAAUGCCUUGGAGAGCUUCUUCAAGCCAACCAGAAUGCCAUUUGAUGCCAGAUACUCCUUUUAGUAUUGUAGCUUGCCUUCCUCUGAGUAUUGACAUGCUAUAUAGAUUGGAUUAUCAACAUUCAAAAAUUCGCCAUCAGUGACAUUUUGCAAUCUCAUCCUGCAAAAGCAGGCAUGGGUCACCAAUGCAUGAUGACACAAGAAAGGCGG